ACAUUAUAUUAACUAUUGUUUUGUCACUGUAGCAUUUCAGGGUUCACAUCUUAAUCACUCUAUCUUCAAAGUGUGAAUAUUUUUAUUAAUGUAGGAAAUUAUUUGACCUCGUAACACACAUAUGAAUCUGGAAUCUUUCUUAUGGAUAAUCCCACACCUUGUGUUUCUUACUGUCAUUUUAAACAGCUUGGUGUGUUUUUACUCAGUUGAUGAGUCAGAAAAAUACUUAAAAAUUUUGUAACAAUAAAAAUGGUAAGCAUUUCACACAUUGUGUUAAUAAAAUAGAGAUCACCUGUCAGAAUUUAUGCCUUAAAUAGGUUUAUAAACAUUACAGGGAAUUAGGGGAAAUAAUUUUAUUUCAAUGAACAAAAUAUAUUCGUAUAUUCAUGGAAAUGUAUGGUAACAUUGCCGCUAAUGAUCGAGUCAGUUGAGACUAGAGUGGAUACUUAGUUUUCUUUUGAUUUCCAUGGAAAGUUCCUAUACAAUAUUUGAUAGAUUAAUUAAUCUCAAAGGAAGGGCAUCUCAGUGCCUCCCAAACCAUUAUAUUUCUUUUUUGAAUUAUAUGAUAUGAUUAUAUGAAUUACACGAUCUGGAAAUUUCUUCACUUCAUUUAACCCCGAACAUGAAUCCUCUGUUCCUAUUUCUUUCUGCCAUUCCUGUAUUCAUGAUGGUUAAAGAGUAAAUGUAUCCAAUCUCUCAUUUGCAGGACUGUCCUUUAUAAACAUAAAAAUGACUAUUAUGUGUUUCCAUAGAACUCCCCCUUGUGAAUAAUGCUACUGACAUUUGUUGACAUUUCUCUUUGUAAGCCUUUUAUAAGGGGAAGAGAUUAAUAUACACAGAUAUAAAUGUUGUCUUCAUUUCAUCUGAAUGGCACUAUCCUCUGCAUCAAAACAGGAACUGAAAGGGCUUUAUUUCUGUUCUGUUUAGCCGGUCCCAAAUGUCUAUUAUCAGGGUCUGAAUUUUUCAUCAUUUCUUACAGUCUCACUGGUUACGGUAUUCCUAGGUAGGCAUUGUUAUUCUAUCAUGUGAUAAAGAUGAAAUACAGAUACUGUUCUCGUUUCAAAUACAAUUUUAGAACCCAUGGGAAAUUUACAUUUGAUUCUUAGACUGCUCUUUGGAUGGCAGAGGGUGCCGAAUCCAAAAAGAUCAAGUAUAAAUCGGGCAAGUUUGCACGGUGUCCCAAGGGACAGGAACUAUUCCUCAGGAAUACCGUUGCCAGUCCAGUGCUGUUUUCCUAACUGCCUCCUUUACAGAUUGAAAAACACUUGUAAUACAUUGAAGAAGCUAUGAUGAAUAUGGGGCGCCUGGGUGGCUCAGUCAGCUGAGCGACUGACUUCAGCUCAGGUCAGGAUCUUAUGGUUUGUGGUUUCAAGCCCCGUGUCAGGCUCUGUGCGGAAGCAGGAGUCUGCUUCAGGUUCUCUGUUCCCCAUCCAGCUCUCCUCCUCCCCUAAAAGUUCUGUCUCUCUCUCUCUCAAAAUAAAUAAACAUUAAAAAUUUUUUAAAAGAAGCAAUUUUGUGUAUGCUAACUAACAUUGUAAAAAUAAAAUGUACUUUUAAAUUUCUUACACAGGUUACAACUGACCAGUGAAAGACUAUGUAUGUUUGUUAGCCCCUCGUCCUUUUAGGUAUUGUUCCUCUUCCAUCGCCCCCAAGAUGCUGUGUGAUAUCUUUGCAUAGAAAAAAGUCAGCUCUCUCAGGGUUGUACCACACAGAUGUGGUUCUCUGGUUUCUUUGUGGUAUCUGAAUGUUUCUUCCUGACGUCCAUGGCACAUGACUGGUAUUUGGCCAUCGGAAUCCUCAGUGGCCUGAUCAUGAUGGUCUCCCAUGUUUGCAUCCUGGUGGCCAUCUGGAAGAUCCAGACUGCUCAUAGGAGGCAGAACGCUUUGCCCACCUGCUCCUCUCACCUGGUAGUUGUCUCCAUCCUGUAUGGGACUCUUUUCUUUAUCUCUGUUCGACCUGGCUCAAGUCCCUCCCUGGAUAUCAAUAAAGUGAUUUCUCUGUUGUAUACUGUGGUGAUGCCCAUGUUGAACCCCCUCGUCUACAGCUUGGGGAAUAAGGAGGAUGAUUAAAGGUGGUCUCCACGAUGAGCAGAAGUCUGAAGAAAAUUGCACAGAUACCUGGAGCACAGAUACAACAGGAGCCGAAGGAAAAGAGAGGAAGAUUCUGAGGUAGAAUCCUGUUCUGCCUGUUCCAAGAAUAGCAAGUGGACUGCAUGAGGUGAUGGCAGGUAAGAGAAUCUAGAUCUUUCUAUUCAUCCCCUCCAUUGAGCUCUUAGGAGGACUGAAUGGGUUAAUACUCUCAAAGCACUUUGAAGAAUGCCUUGCAUAUAGUAAACUUCUCCUGUGACAAGACUGACGUUCUGUGGCAACUUUUCUUGUGUGUGUGUGAAUAAAUAGAUGUCACCUGUUUUCUGAAAUUCCUUGAAGGAUUCCUUACUGCUUACAGAUAUAAAUUCAAACUGCUUUGCUUCAUGAAGUGUUUAUGAAGUUUGAUCCCAAACCCAGUCUUCUACCUUUGUAUUUGAAAUUUUUGUACGUCCAAUGUCGACUGCUUUUGUCUCUCAAAAAUUCUGUCCAAAGUGAUAGCUGUCCUCUGCUGCAUAACACCCCAAUCCACCUUAUUUUUAUGUGCCUAUAGCUUCCUUCCCUUUGAGAUUAGUCACAACUAAGAGACUCUUUUCAACAUCUCUGGUCACAACGAUCCUACCAUCCUUGUAAGUCAUGGACUGACCACGGGGUCCCUCGUGCUGCUGUGUGCCCAGACUCACCUUCUGAUGACAAACUUUCUGAGACCAGGCUUAAUUUUAGAUUCCCCAACCUGCACAGCACCAAGGGCCGGUGCUCAUUAUGCAACAGGGAAGGCUCAAAACGGGAUUUGGAAGUGUGUGAGGGGGUAGUCUCAAAGGGAGAGGUAGGUUUAUUUUGUACAAUGACAAUGGAUUCAAGUCACAGUACUGUUCUCUUGAGAGAACUUUAAUAUCUUCUCUAUAGGCCCAAUCUCCUGAGCUUUUGAUGCCCUGAGGGACUUGGCUCCAAUUUACACACAGCCCUUUAGAAAAAUCUCUCUGAUGUGUUGUGCAGAAUGGAGUCAAUGAACCCCGUUUUAAAGCGCUAUUGGAAUGCCCAGGCUUCAAGAUGGUAUCAUUGUGUUGUUUAUCUCCCUAGACACCUGAAGAAGCUGAGACGGAUGACCAGUCUACUACGUUUGUAGGGUAAUUCAUUUUCAUGUCAGGGAAUGCUACUUUCAUAACUUACUAUGACAUAAACAGGCAACGGCUGUAGGGAGGUUUCUUCAGAUGGGUACAUUGAGUGAAUUCCUAAAUGGCUUUCAGGAGCCUAGGUAUCAAAAAAUAUCAAAAAAUGAUUUUAGAUGUCUGCAAAAGCAUCGUCUCUAAGCUUACCACGAAGAAUAAUUUGGUGCAAGGGAAACAUUCCAUCCGUGUCUCUUGCUUUAAAUGACCUAACUUGAAUGAACAUGUCGGUUGAAUUUUGUGUUUGGCAUAGAGAUAGUGAAAUGUGCUGCAAGAUUUAUGGCGAAUGGGACGCUCACGGGAACGAAGAAGAGGCCUUGGCCUCUUUGGCUUUUAAUUUCUUCACUUGCCCUACAUGGAGUUUGAGAAGUAGAAAACAAACCACUGAAUCUGCUGACCUGAAUUCCAUGCUGCUCUUACCCGAAGCCACACGCAUAUCUAGGAUCACGAUGGCUCUAUGCUAGAAUUUUUGCAUUAAGCAAGGUUGGAAAAAAGAAAGCAAUAUGCAUUUUGACAGUCAGAAACUAUGGUUUUCACACGAUAGUUGGAGUUGGUUGAGAUCCUAGAUGGGGAAAUUCUAGUUUCAUCCUCAUAAAAUGUUUUCAUAGCCCAAAUCUACUGUGGCACUGAAAACACUUUGUUUAUAUCUUCUUUGAGUGAAUAGCAAAUACACACAUAAAUGACCUGCAAUGGCUUUGCAUGUUUAGAAAAUACUAAACUCUGGAAACAUGUCACUAACUACAGUAUAGCUUUUCUGACUAUUCUUAAAUUCUGCCCCACCAGGCCUUUCCUUUCCAAGCUCCAUUGCUUCUGGGACAACAGGAGUGGGUUUUCAUUUCAUUACUUCCUGUUAUUCAACUUCCUGUUAAGCAAAACCCCUUUCAAGCUUUCUUACCAGGGAAAAAUGUUAG
Messenger RNA from Neofelis nebulosa (Clouded leopard), 4161 nucleotides. Its product is annotated as olfactory receptor 5G29-like. The coding region runs from base 1713 to 2069 and encodes 118 amino acids. Gene Ontology annotation, molecular function: olfactory receptor activity; odorant binding. The transcript is spliced from 3 exons. NCBI's taxonomy places the organism in Eukaryota, Metazoa, Chordata, Mammalia, Carnivora, Felidae. Gene Ontology annotation, cellular component: membrane. The record is from RefSeq and is a predicted model, not a curated record. Gene Ontology annotation, biological process: G protein-coupled receptor signaling pathway; sensory perception of smell.